AUGGUGCGUCAGCUCCACGAUGGCGUGAUGGCGCAAUUCACGGACAAUGAUGCUGCCUCAGAAGAAUUCGCAGUGAUCAACGGAGUGAAGCAUGGCUGCACCCUCGCGCCUACUCUCUUUAGUCUCAUUUUCACUGCCAUGCUGAUAGACGCCUACCAUGACGAAAGCCCUGGGAUUUGCUUCGCCUAUAGGACAGACGGCCACCUCCUCAACCACCGGAAGAUUCACUUCCAGUCGCAUGUAUCCACAACCACCGUCCACGAACUUCUGUUCUCCAAUGAUUGCGCCCUCAAUGCAUCUACUGAAGGGGACAUGCAAAGAAGCAUGGAUCUCUUCUUCUCUGCCUGCGAGAACUUUGGCCUGGUCAUCAAAACGGAGAAGACGGUGAUUAUGCACCAACCACCUCCAGACUCUGCCUACGUCGCACCCUAA
This is a messenger RNA of Spirometra erinaceieuropaei, 432 nucleotides long. The record is from the annotation of a GenBank genome assembly. Lineage: Eukaryota; Metazoa; Platyhelminthes; Cestoda; Diphyllobothriidea; Diphyllobothriidae.